AUGUUGGUCUAUGUCGACGAUAUAAUCAUUGCCGGUUCAUCAAAACAAGUGGUCGAUAAGCUUGUCUACGUGUUGUCUUCCUCAUUUCCACUUAAAGAUUUCGGUCGUUUAAAUUAUUUUCUAGGGUUUAAAGUUGUUCACAAUUCAGGGGGAAUCACAUUGCUUCAACAUAAGUAUGCCACUGACUUACUAUAUGGUGCCCACAUGGAGAAUUGUAGAACGGUUUCAACCCCUAUGUCUGUCAUAGAAAAACUAGCUAGUAACUAUGGAAGACCACUUGCUGAAGAAGAUGUGUUCAAAUACAGAAGCAUGUUUGGGGGUUUACAGUAUCUCACGCUAACACGACCUGAUAUCUCCUUUGCAGUAAACAAGGUAUGCCAAUACCUUUCGAAACCUACCGAUCUGCACUGGGAAGCCGUCAAAAGAAUUUUGAGAUAUGUUAAAGGAAUUGUAUCUACCGAAUUAAGAAUUAGACAAUCAAAAUCCAUGUUAUUAAGUGUGUUCACGGAUGCAGACUAG
Messenger RNA from Lactuca sativa (garden lettuce), 519 nucleotides. The record is from RefSeq and is a predicted model, not a curated record. NCBI's taxonomy places the organism in Eukaryota, Viridiplantae, Streptophyta, Magnoliopsida, Asterales, Asteraceae.